Monomorium pharaonis (pharaoh ant) is the source of this 4175-nucleotide messenger RNA. Its product is annotated as ecdysone-induced protein 78C-like. Gene Ontology annotation, biological process: regulation of DNA-templated transcription. The transcript is spliced from 6 exons. NCBI's taxonomy places the organism in Eukaryota, Metazoa, Arthropoda, Insecta, Hymenoptera, Formicidae. Gene Ontology annotation, molecular function: nuclear receptor activity; zinc ion binding; sequence-specific DNA binding. The annotation marks the transcript as partial. The record is from RefSeq and is a predicted model, not a curated record.
UCAAAUUAUACAUAUUUUCUAACUAGCUGCAGUAGGAAAAGAAAGUACAAUGCGCUAAUUUUUUUUUUCAAUUCUUGUCCGUUUACAGAGCAGCAUUACGCAGCAGCUGAUUCCAACAGUUCGACGCCCGCUAAGAGCUUCGUACCCUGCAAGGUCUGCGGUGACAAGGCGAGCGGCUACCAUUACGGCGUUACCAGCUGUGAGGGUUGCAAAGGCUUCUUCAGGAGGAGCAUACAGAAGCAGAUAGAAUACAGGUGCUUGAGGGACGGCAAGUGUCUCGUCAUCAGAUUAAAUCGGAACCGUUGCCAGUACUGCAGAUUCAAGAAGUGCCUAGCCGUCGGCAUGUCCAGAGACUCCGUGAGAUACGGCAGGGUGCCGAAACGCUCGAGAGAACGCGGUCCCGAGGACACGAUGGCGACGACCAUGACGACGACGACGACGACGACGACGAUGGCGGCCAUGGAGAUGCAGCAACUAAGCACGCCCGACACCGGCAACAACAACGCCAGCAACAAGAACAACAAUAACAACAACAACAACAAUAACAAUAAUAACAACAACAAUAACACCCAGAGCCAGAACGCGAUCUCGCGGGUACCGUCAGCGGCGGUGGUCGAGGCCGAUCAAUCGGACGCCGACGUGAAGCAGCUGGCCGUAUACGAUGUGAUUCAUCAGGUCUCGCAGGCACAUCACGCUCACUGCGGCUUCACGGAAGAAUCCACCAGGGGCCUCACGAGGAAACCUAUGAUAAUACCGCCCGCGAGCCCGGAAGAUCCGGAAGCGGCAUCCUCGACCGCGGAGACGGUCGAGUCGCAGAGGAUCUGGCUGUGGCAGCAAUUUGCCACGAGGGUGACCCCGUCGGUGCAGAGGGUGGUGGAGUUCGCGAAACGAAUGCCGGGAUUCUGCGAACUCUCACAGGAUGACCAGCUGAUCCUAAUCAAAGUCGGCUUCUUCGAGGUGUGGCUCUGCCACAUCUCCAAGAUGACCACCGACAACUCGAUGACCUUUGAAGACGGCACCUACUUCACCCGCCAACAGCUGGAGCUGAUGUACGAGCCCGACUUCGUGACUGCGCUGAUGCAAGUCACGUCGUCGCUGAACGCCCACCAGCUGACGGAUACCGAGCUGGGCCUAUUCUCGGCGGCGGUGCUGCUGAACGAGCGGCCAGGACUGAACGACGUCAAGGCCGUACAGAGGCUGCAGGAUCGCGUACUGGAAGCAUUGAGGGUGCAAGCAACGCGACCUUCCGGCGAGAGUGCCGGCGGCACGGCCGGAACCGCGAUCACCAACGUCUCGCAGAGGAUACCCGAGCUGAGAGCGCUCGGCGCCCGGCACGCCAAUCUCCUGGAUUGGUUCCGUAGGAACUGGACGAAGCUCAAGUUACCGCCGCUGUUCGCCGAGAUAUUCGACAUUCCCAAAUGCGAGGAGGACUUACAAUGAAAAGCAGCCUCUGUAAGCGACAGCGAGGUAAUUCGAGACCAAUGAUGCCGCGGUGUCGGCGAGAAACCGAGUCGUCACCAGCGCUUAUCGGGGCCGUUCUGAAUACUUAGAAUCGUUCGUUUUAACUCAUAGAGUUAUCGAAACCCAUCUGACACGACACGAGAUUCGAACUGCGAAUUGAGGAACGGUUGAAACGAGGAAUGACGCAUGCCUGUGAAGAUUGUCUGUGUGUCACAAAGGAUAUUGAAAAAUUAAAAGAAAAAACGAAGACGCGACUGUCGACGUCGAUUCUCGUUGACCUGUCGCGAGAUAUCUCGGUCGUUCAAAGUCAGUAAGGGAGCAUUCUCGAAAAUCGAGGAAUCGCGAAAGACUUGCCGUACCCGAAAAUUCAAAGGGAUGAAGGAAGAGAAUUACGCAAUAUUAUAUAUCGUCGACGAUUUGAACAGCGAAAACCGAGCAGUGGACCCUUACCGUGAACUUCUCGCGGCGAUCUCUUUUAGGGAGCUCCCCCAGGAUGUUUUGAUCGCUCCGCUCAGCGGAUAAUGGAGGAUGAUCUCAAGAGAGAGAGACAGAAGAAAAGAUCACCUUAAAAGGGGCUGCGCAAGCAAUAAGACGGAAUCUCCUCUAUACGAGCGCCGCGCAAGCUCGGAGGAAAUCACAGGCGCAAUUUGCUCAAAUUUAAUGGAAACGGCUUUGUACUAUUCGCCAGGCAAUAGCACACACGCAUUACGGUAGGCGCGUCUCCCAAGAACGGGCGUAUAUAUGGUACUUGAAAUACUCAGUUGACGAUGAAAGGAAUUUUCGCGCCGCUUUGCCAACGAGCCAAGUAAGGGUUGGCUGUUUUGAGGACGCGAUGAGAGAACAAGCACAAAAUAAGCGUAAUAGAGUCAUGGACGUCCGUUCGUGCUCAAGAUUCUGUGGUCUUUUAUUUUUUUUUCUUUUCUUUCUGUAUCUUCAAAUAAUUCUAAGAUUUAAGAAUAUAUAUGUAUAUAUACAGCGUGCGCAGUACACCCGUCUGAGCGGCUAGAAUGAAAAUCGGCCAAAUGAUAGCAUCAGAAACACCAACUAUACUCAACGGACAUAUCAGAAAUUAAGAUUACAAAGUGUUCCCUCGUGUAUUAAGCGUUGCCGAGCACGUACGUGUCUCUUGCAGGUAUCGCGGCCAGCAUAGUUGCAACGAGUUCGAAUUUCGAUGUUGUCGCGAGACGCGUGAAAAAGAAUUUGUUUCACGAUGUAUUUCACGGCGAAUGAAAAGAGCUUAACAAAUUUCUCUUCGAAAGAAAACAGAAUAUCGGAUGUUUCUUAUUUUAUUUGUUACAAAUAUAAUUAAAAUUCAAAUAUUAAAAAGCUAUGAGCCAAGCAAAGUAUAUAUCUAUGGGAUUAAAACUAUAUUUAAUAUAAAAAUUAAAAAGUACAAAAAGAAUAGAUAUUUCGACUUUACAUUAAGUCAUUCUCAAUGUUAUAUAUUAAUUAAAAAUUGACAGUAAAUAUUACAAUGUUAUUUUUUUAAAUUUAUUAACAACACUUACAAUUAUAUUUUAUAGUUAUAUACAUUUAUAAUAGGACAGAUGCUUUAAUUAUAUAUUGGUACUUGUAAAACUAUUAUGUAAAGGAUUUAAAUUCCACUCAUUAGAUUCUUGAAUUGCUAAUUGACCAAUCGAGAUACAUUUUUUCCAACAUCGAAAGUCAAACUUGUUACCGUUUUCAAUCCCCGAUUCGUUGCGACAACGAGAUGAUAAUGAAUGAUUGUACAGCCGCGUAAAUCUAACGAAACACGCGUGUACGAUUGAGCAGCAAGGCUCGCGCGACAUAAGUGCGAAGCAUACAUAUACGCAUACAGCAGCUAUGAGCUUACGUGUGUAAUUAAAGGCGCGUGGGCGCUGAGAGGAAAGCAUAUACAAAUUUCAUUGCUGUAAGGCUCGAGAGAAAAUCUUUAUAGAACGUAUCUUCUUAUAGGCGCAUCUGCUACGAAUUUCAAUCUAUGCAAUCUCUAUUUUUAUACUCGACAAAUAGAAUAGCGAAUUAUAUCUCGAUAUAUACAUAUAUAUAAUUAUAUAAUUAUAUAUAAUUAUGUAAUUAUAUACAAUUAUAUAUAGAAUUAUAUACAUAUAUCGUCGCGCGACGCUUCGGGAGGCCGUUCCGGGCGGAAGCGCGCAAGAAAGCGUACCAGAACGCAGAAACGGCGAUUCGGAUUAAAGUUCCUCAAUUAAUCGCGCGGAAAAUUAAUUGCACGUCUACUUGUCGCGGCGAAACCGUGUCUGUGAUCUGUAAACUGCGCAACCCUCCUCCCGAGAGAGAGAGAGAGAAGACAGCGAACGCGAACGCGACGAGUCCAGCACUUUACACGUGCGUACAAAAAUCUGCGGAACAACGCGUAUCGGCGAUACAUGUGCAUACACACGAUACUCAACACACACGCACGUACACACACACACACACGCAACGUCCAGGGAACUCUAAACAUGAACUCGCAUUUCCGCGCGGAACGAUCCUGCGGCGAGCGCGACCGAACUCUUCAAACUUUAAACACUAAUAAACUUUCUGACAAUGACUAGCGUAUAAUGCAUAACGAUAUGUAAUCGCAGAGAGCAUGCGCGCGCGCGCGCGUGUGUGUAUGUGUAUGUGUGUGUGUAUGCGUGUGUGUGUGUGGGUGUGUGCGUGCGUGUGCGUGCGACGUGUGCGCGCGAGAGUGCAUCGAAAUACUCAUCCGUGGAAUAAGAGAGCAGAAAAAAAAA